This is a messenger RNA of Heterotrigona itama, 1824 nucleotides long. NCBI's taxonomy places the organism in Eukaryota, Metazoa, Arthropoda, Insecta, Hymenoptera, Apidae. The record is from the annotation of a GenBank genome assembly.
CAGCUUUGUGUUCGUGUAUUCGUUUGCGUAUUGCAUCAUGUUUUUAUUCGAUUGUUUGUGCAUAUUGUUUGUCCAACUGCUUGAUUGGCAUCGUUCUUCUCGUAGGAUCUUUUAAUUAUUGUCAUUUAGUCUAUGUUCGAAAGAUUGUGCAUAGACGCCAUGAUUUUUUUUUCUUUCACUUAUACUUACUAAGGGAGGAGCCGUUGUGGGCCCAUAACCUAUCAGAGUUUAUUUAUUGGAUAAGAAUACGCGAUAACAUAAUGGAUUGGAAAUAUACAUAAGUGCAUCUGAACGACACCUCGAGACCAACUGCAUGCAAAGCCGGAGUUCAUUUGUUUAGUUAAUGACAAAAGGCAAUGACACUCAUACAUCUUACAGCAUUCAUCACUAUAUUCCAACAGGAAUGAAAAAUCAUCGCUCUACAUGGUCAAUACUAUGCAGGUGAGAAAAGUCCAUCAGAAUUCAUUAUUCUCUUUGCAACAUUCAUGUCGGAUGCAUCGAUAUCAAAAUUGCAUCAUGGUCAUGCCUUGGUGGACCACUCAACAGUGUAUGGUCCAAAAAGAUCCAGUCGAGAUAUAAUCAGAUAUUCCUGAUUCAACAAGAUUUCUUCAGCAUCAAUAGUUAUUUCUUGGCUAUCAUCAAAUGUCAUUGAUCGUUAUGGAUAUUAAGAAGAACAGAGUGAAAGUAUUGCCAGAUUUUCAACUUUGGUUCAGGCGUUUAUUUGUUUUUUAAUUUGUAUAAAAAUAAAUUGAAUUAGCAGGAAGUUACACGAGCUAGAUACAAAUAUCAAUUUUGGAAAAUUGUAAAAUAGAAAUCCAUAUCCAGUCAUCGAUUUUGAAAUUUUGAUUGAUUCGUUUGUUUGCUAUAUGUAAUUUUAUUGUGUGAAAUUUCAGAGUUUCGAAACUAAGUUAUUCCAUUGUAAAUAGUGGCUAUUUUUAAUAUUAUAAUAGUUUGAAAGAAAUAUAAAUUCUUCUUCAGUAAAUUAUUCCACAUUCACUCAACUAUAAUAAAUUCUAUUACCUUUUUCAGUUGAAGUUAAAAACAAACGUUGGAGGAAGAAGAUGAAAGAUUCAAAACUGAUUACAUACUGUCAAUCACAUUUUCUUUGCAAAUGCACUAACGCACACACCUACAUUUUGUAAUUGCUUACUAUAUUUUUAAAUAGAAAUAUAUCUUCUUUUUACAUGCAUUAAAUCUUUUCAAUGUUUCACGUAAAAAAAGAUAUUAAAACUAUGAUCAAAGAUAUUUCAGUUUUAAUUUUCUAAAAUUUAUUAUUGUGAGAAACAAGGACAAGGAGUAUGAUUCCCUUGUCUUUAACCUUAUAACAAUGAAUAUACUUGUUAGGAAAGUGAUUAUUUUCGAAAUAAUGAUGAGUAUAUUCGUCGUAAAAAAAAUGAAUUCAUUUUUGUUAUAAAAAUUAAAAUUAAAAAAAUUGUAAAAAGUUGUAAAAAGUGAAAAAUUAUGUUUUUUUUUUAUUACAAUAAAGGGUAAUAGCUUUUUUCAUUUUCAUAAAAAUAUCAUAUAAUGAAUAUUAAAAUUGGGUGAAAUUGAUUAUUUUCUGCAAAAAUUGUUUAAUUAUUUCACUUUUAUCUGAAUCACAGAUAACCUGCUUGUGUUUGAUAAACUGAAAACUAUAAUUAAACUAAUAUCGUUUGCUAUUUUGUCAUAACUAAUUCAAAAUUACUGUAAUUAAUAUGUAAAAGCAUUGAUUUUUAAUGAAAAAGUAAAAAAAUAUAAAAUAAAAUUUUUUGAUUUAAGGUUUUGUUUCUCAUGAAAAUUGAGUUUGAAAAUUUAUCAAGUUAUUUGAAUUCAACUAAUGCAUGA